UUGUUCUCUCUACCUAAAUUCCUUUACUUCUUUUUCUUCCCACCCCUAAAUUCUCCCUUCAUUUAUUCUCUUACCCUCUCCUUUUCUGUACUUAUACUUCUCUCUAUCCUGUUUUUUAUUAUCUUUUUAAACAUUAUUUUUUCUUUUUUUUUUUUCCGAUCCUUCAUGUUUUUGAUCUCUGUCAUUCCUUCGGCUUUUUAUUUCUUUCUUUAUUUUCUCGUCUUUCAUUCACUCUUUAUCUUAUGUUUCAUCCUUUUUCUUUUCUUUCUCAUUUUCCAUUUUUCUUUUUUCUUUUCUUACAUUCUUUUUUUAUUGCCAAAUCUCGCUCUAUGCGUGUCUUUCAUUUCUGUUUAUCUUGUUUUUCAUUCACUCUCUUUGUUUUUCAUGUUCGCUCUUUUCUUCUCUUUCAGCCUGAUCUUUCAUUCUCUUUUCUUGUCUCAGCCUGAUCUUUCAUUCUCUUUUUUUUCUUCUCUUUUCAGCCUGAUCUUUCAUUCUUUUUUUCUUCCUGAUCUUUCAUUUUCAUUCUCUUUCAGCCUGAUUUUCAUUUCUCUUUUCAGCCUGAUCUUUCAUUCUCUUUUCUUCCUGAUCUUUCAUUCUCUUUUCUUUCUCUUUCAGCCUGAUCUUUUCAUUCUCUUUUUUCUUGUCUCUUUCAGCCUGAUCUUUCAUUCUCUUUUCUUCCUGAUCUUUCAUUCUCUUUUCUUGUCUCAGCCUGAUCUUUCAUUCUCUUUUCUUCUCUUUCAGCCUGAUCUUUCAUUCUUUUUUUCUUCUCUUUCAGCCUUUGAUCUUUCAUUCUCUCUUUUCUUGUCUCAGCCUGAUCUUUUCAUUCUCUUUUCUUUUCUUUUCAGCCUGAUCUUUCAUUCUCUUUUCUUGUCUCAGCCUGAUCUUUCAUUCUCUUUUCUUCUCUUUCAGCCUGAUCUUUCAUUCUCUUUUCUUCCUGAUCUUUCAUUCUCUUUUCUUCUCUUUCAGCCUGAUCUUUCAUUCUCUUUUCUUCUCUUUCAGCCUGAUCUUUCAUUCUCUUUUCUUCCUGAUCUUUCAUUCUCUUUUCUUCUCUUUCAGCCUGAUCUUUUUCAUUCUCUUUUCUUCCUGAUCUUUCAUUCUCUUUUCUUCUCUUUCAGCCUGAUCUUUCAUUCUCUUUUCUUGUCUCAGCCUGAUCUUUCAUUCUCUUUCUUUCUUUCUCAUCUUUCAUCCUUUCUCUUUUUUGUCUUUCAUUUUCCCUUUUUCAUGUUUUCUCAGUCUCGACCUCUCUCUUUUCUUGCUUUUUAUUCUCAAUCUUUUCUUGCCUUUCGUUCAUUCCUUCCUUCGCUUUCCUGUCUGUGUUUCUUUCUCUUUCUCUGUCUUUCCUUGCUACCUUCUCUUUUAUCUUUCCUUCUGUAUCUUUCUUCCUUUUUACAUGUUUUUCAUUCUCUUUCUUUACUUGUCUUUCUUUCCUACUUUCUGUUUUAUUCUUUCUCGUCCCAUGUCUUUUAUUCUUUCUCUUUUCCUACCUUUCCUUCCUUCCUUCACUUUUAUCUUUCCUACUCUUUUCUUGUCUGUUUUUCUUUCUCUUUCCCUGUUUUUCAUUCUUUCUCUUUCCCCGUUUUAAUUCAUUCUUUUUGCUUGUCUUUCCUUUCUUCCUUCUUUCCUUCCUUCUCUUUUCUUGCCUAUUUUCUUCUCUUUCAUUCUCUCUCCAUCACUUCUCUUGUUCCUUCUUUCUUCUCUUUCUUUUUGUCGUUCAUUAUUUUUCUCUUAUCGUUCAUUCUUUCUCGCCCUCCUUGUUUUUCACUCUCUCACAUUUCUUUAUUGUCUUUCUCUCUUUUUAUUGUUAUUGUUUAUCUCUCUCUUUUCUUGUCUCCCAUUCUCUCUCUCUCUCUCUCUCUCUCAUCCUUUGUUUUUCUAAUGAUAUUGCUAUGCGUAGCUUUAAGUGUACAAACGGACACUUUGGUCGGCUCCAGUCUGGUCGGCUCCAGUCUGCUUGAGCCGAAAAUCGCUGCACCUUAUACACUGAACGAUUCGUGUCGGAUAUAUAUAUAUAUAUUCAUAUCUAUCUAUCUAUCUAUCUAUCUCUAUUCAGAUAUAUAUAUAUAUUCAUAUCUAUCUAUCUAUCUAUCUAUCUAUCUAUCUAUCUAUCUAUUCGGAUUGAAGAAACGCGUCGGCAAUGACAAACAUAUAUUUUCCAAUUUUCUUCUUUUUAAUCUAUCUAUCUAUCUAUCUAUCUAUCUAUCUAUCUAUCCUUAUAAACAGCGACUCUUACCUCUUACUCUUUCUGCACACACAAUAACUUCUUCCAUCUCUCUCCCCCCCAUCUCUCUCUUUCUAACUAGUUGUUAUAAAUUCGUUUUUUUUACUUACCUCAGUGAGGCCCUCUUUUUUUCCAUCCCUCUCUCUAUCUCGUUUUUAGCUGUUGUAAUUUCCCACCCUUUUUCUUUCUCUCAUAGUUUUUUUUUCCUUUUCUUUCUCUACUUUCAUCAGUCAGUCGUCUUUAUAACUUCCCCGUUUUUUUUUCCUUCCUCUCGUUUCUUCUUUCUCUAUUUACCUCAGCCAGUCUCUCUUUUUCCCUUCUCUCUUUCUGAUUGUUACAAUCAUUCCGUUUUUUUUUUCUUUCUCUCGUCGAUUCUUUCUGUUUAUCUACUUACUCCAGUCAGUCUCGCUUUUGUCCAUCUCUCUCUUUGUCUCUUUCUGUCUCUCUUUUUCCCAUCUCUCUCUCUCUUCCUGGUUGUUGUAAUUCUCCCUCCUUGUUUUCGCUUUACUCGUCGUUACUUUUUGUUUCUCUACUUAUUUCAAUCAGUCUUCUUUUUUCUUAAUUCUAUCUUUUCUCUCUUCUGUUUGUCUUCUUUUUCUCGUUCUCAUCUUUCUCUCUUUUCUGUUUGUCAUAAUUUUCCUUUUCCUUCCUCGUCUGUUUCUUUUUUGUUUCUCUACUUAUUUCAAUCAGUCUCUUUUUUUCUUACCUCUUUUCUUUCUCUCUUUUCUGUUUGUCAUAAUUUUUCCUUUCUUCUUCUCGCGUCAUUCUUUUUGUUUCUCACUUGCUUUUCAAUCAGUGUCUCUUUUUCUCACCUCUAUCUUUCUCUUUUCUGUUUCAUCAUAAUUUUUCCUUUCUUCCUUCUCAUGUCAUUUCUUUUUUUCUCCUACUUAUUUCAAUCAGUCUCUCUUUUUCUUACCUCUAUCUUUCUCUCUUUCUGUUUUCUCUCUUUUUCUCACCUCUAUCUUUCUCUCUUUCUGUUUGUCAUAAUUUUCCUUUCUUCCUUCUCGCGUCAUUUCUUUUUGUUUCUCUACUUAUUUCAAUCAGUCUCUCUUUAUCUUACCUCUUCUGUUUGUCAUAAUUUUCCUUUCUUCCUUCCCCAUUUCUUUUGUUUCUCACUUAUUUCAAACGUCUCUUUUCUUCCUUUCUUCCCUUCUUUGGUCAUAAUUUUCCUUUCUUUUCUCGUCAUUUCUUUUUUGUUUCUCUACUUAUUUCUCAGUUUUCUUUUUUUACCUCUAUCUUUUUCUCUCUUUUCUGUUUUCUCUCUUUUCUUACUCUCAUCUUUCUCUUUUCUGUUUGUCAUAAUUUUCCUUUCUUCCUUCUCGACAUUUUUUACUUUUGUUUUCUCUACUUAUUUCAAUCAGUCUCUCUUUUUCUUACCUCUAUCUUUCUCUCUUUCUGUUUGUCAUAAUUUUCCUUUCUUCCUUCUCGCGUCAUUUCUUUUUGUUUCUCUACUUAUUUCAAUCAGUCUCUCUUUUUCUCACCUCUAUCUUUCUCUCUUUCUGUUUGUCAUAAUUUUCCUUUCUUCCUUCUCGCGUCAUUUUGUUUCUCUACUGACGUCUGCCACUCUCUCUUUUUCAUAUCUCUCCCUUUAUGUCUUUUUGUCUGUUACAAUUUCCUGA
Acanthosepion pharaonis is the source of this 3837-nucleotide messenger RNA. The record is from the annotation of a GenBank genome assembly. NCBI's taxonomy places the organism in Eukaryota, Metazoa, Mollusca, Cephalopoda, Sepiida, Sepiidae.